AGUCCAUCCAGCUUCCUCCACUUCACUCUCCUCUUCAACCGGAAGUCUUUGCCUGUCUGAAGGAUGUCCUGCUCCAGCCUGUGUGUCCCUUCCUGCGGGGUGGCCACCCCGGCCCCUCUGGCUGACACCUGCAAUGAGCCCUGCGUGCGGCAGUGCCCCGACUCCACGGUGGUGAUCCAGCCCCCGGCCUCAGUGGUCACCUUCCCUGGGCCCAUCCUCAGCUCCUUCCCGCAGCAGAGCGCCGUGGGAUCAGCAGGAGCUCCCUACGUUGGAGCUGGCUCCGGUGGCUCCUUUGGAGGCCGUGGAGGCUACGGGGGUUAUGGAGGCUACGGGGGCUAUGGAGCCUAUGGGGGCUGGGGCUAUGGAGGCCGUGGAGGCUAUGGGGGUUGGGGUUAUGGAGGCCGUGGAGGCUAUGGGGGUUGGGGCUGUGGAGGCUAUGGGGGCUACGGGGGCUACGGCGGCUAUGGGGGCUUCGGGGGCUGUGGAUACGGAGGCUGGAGCAGCGGCCACCGGUACCUCAACGGCAACUGUGGGCCCUGCUAAGCCCCACCCCGAGUGCGACCUCAGACCAAGGAGAGCUCCAGGAGAAACCCCGGCACAUCCCGACCCGAUGCCAUGUGGAAGAAAAGCCCUUCGGCAUCGCUGGGCUCUGCACCUUGGAAGCCUCGUGCCAGCUUGGAAACCACCUGUGCCUUGUCCCUGCCCUGCCUGAGCAUCCCCACAGGGCUCCUUUUGCCCUGAUCCCAGAGACUCGCCCUGGGCUCCUGUUCCUGCUCACCCGGCUCUGCCCAGCGCCAGGACACGGGAAGCCCUUGGCCAUGGCCCUGCUCUUCUGCCAAGCCCCUCCUGCCCUCCCCCUGCAAUAAAAGCUCUACUGCAUUGCAA
Messenger RNA from Corvus hawaiiensis (hawaiian crow), 885 nucleotides. RefSeq names its product claw keratin-like. The transcript is spliced from 3 exons. Lineage: Eukaryota; Metazoa; Chordata; Aves; Passeriformes; Corvidae. The record is from RefSeq and is a predicted model, not a curated record. Gene Ontology annotation, molecular function: structural constituent of cytoskeleton. The coding region runs from base 64 to 543 and encodes 159 amino acids. Gene Ontology annotation, cellular component: intermediate filament.